Messenger RNA from Malassezia japonica, 1062 nucleotides. It is a transcript of the gene LIA1, whose product is annotated as deoxyhypusine monooxygenase. The record is from RefSeq and is a predicted model, not a curated record. The transcript has 3 exons. The coding region runs from base 1 to 1062 and encodes 353 amino acids. Gene Ontology annotation, molecular function: deoxyhypusine monooxygenase activity. Gene Ontology annotation, biological process: peptidyl-hypusine biosynthetic process. NCBI's taxonomy places the organism in Eukaryota, Fungi, Basidiomycota, Malasseziomycetes, Malasseziales, Malasseziaceae.
AUGCUGCCGAAUCUGGACGCUCUAGAGGCGUCGCUGCUCAAUACGAGCGGCGACGUGAAGCUCGAUGCGCGUUUCCGUACGUUAUUCACCCUCAAGGGUCUUGCGUCGCUCUCCGAGGACCGCCUGGAGCGCGUGAUUGAGAUCAUCUCCAAAGGCUUUGCCGACGACUCGGCGCUGCUCAAGCAUGAGAUGGCCUAUGUGCUCGGCCAGCUGAAGGACACGCGCGCGCUGCCGUGCCUGAACAAGGUACUUUCCGAUGAAAAAGAGCACGCGAUGGUGCGCCACGAGGCCGCCGAGGCCAUGGGCGCGAUUUCGUCUCCGGACGCGCUUCCGGUGCUCAACCAAUACCUGCACGACCCUGACGUGUCGGUGCGCGAGACGUGCCACCUCGCGAUCAACAAAAUUCAGCUGGAUAACUCGGACACGGGCAAGGCCGAGCAACAGGUCAAAGAACAGCGCGACAAGGCGCACGGCGACGCGAUCGACGCUGCCGCUCGUGCCGCCGCACCGAUCGACCCUGCGCCUGCGAUUGUCCACGUCCCGGACGAGGCUACGCCGGAGGAAAAUGUGUACACGCUCAAGAACGUGCCGCACUUCCGCGCGACGCUGCUGGACAGCAGCCUCCCCCUCUUUGAGCGCUACCGCGCGAUGUUUGCCCUGCGCAACACCGUGCAGCAGGGCGGCAAGGAGGCCGAGGCCCCGGCCGUGCACGCGCUUGCCGACGGCCUGCAGGACGGCAGCGCACUCUUCCGCCACGAGAUCUGCUUCGUGUUCGGCGAACUGUGCCACCCCGCAUCGGUUCCGGCCAUGUCCAAAGUGCUGGACGACAGUGCAGAGCACGAGAUGGUGCGGCACGAGGCCGCCGAGGCGCUCGGCGGUGUGCUGGAAGAGGCGGACGGCGAUGACGAGUCGGCGCAGGCCACCGUCGUUGCGACGCUCAGGCGCUGGGCCGAGGACCUCGCGGCCCCCCGCGUGGUGCGGGAGAGCUGCAUUGUGGCCCUCGACGAGAUUGCAUACAACAACGACCCCACGCAGUUCCAGCCGAUGGACUCGGUUGCGUAA